AUGCUCUAUCUGAUUUUUCAAGUGAUACUUAUAUACGGCGUAUCUUUCGCGUUCUGGCGAAUAGUCCGCCAGUACGUCGUCAAGACAUCUCUGGAUAACAUCCCGGCUCCUCCCUCUCCAUCGUUUUUCAAAGGAAAUUAUCGACAGCUUUUUACGACUCACGGUUGGGAGUUCCACAAGGAGAUUGCAGCGAAGUACGGAGGGGUUGUAAAGGUCAAGGCUCUGUUUGGCGAAAGCCAGUUAUAUGUAUACGAUCCAAAGGCUUUGCAUCACAUCGUUGUCAAGGAUCAAUAUGUCUACGAAGAACCAUCGGCAUUUAUUCAAGGCAACCUUCUGAUCUUCGGUAAAGCUUUGAUGUCGACUCUCGGGGAUUAUCAUCGCCGGCAAAGAAAGAUGUUCAACCCAGUAUUCUCUGUCACGAACAUCCGUGUAAUGGUACCCACCUUCUAUCGUGUGAUUUAUCAGCUCCGAGACUCUAUUGCGAAGAAGGUCAGCAACGGCCCUCAAGAGAUUGACAUGAUCUCGUGGAUGGGUCGAACAAUGCUUGAACUAAUCGGUCAAAGUGGAUUUGGAUACUCCUUUGAUACUCUUGCAGAAAACGUCACCCCAAAUCCAUAUAGUUCGGCACUGAAACAUUUAGGGCCGGCUUUGCUAAAGACCUCGCUCGUCCAAGCAUACUUGUUCCAUAUGGCCAAGAUUGGUAGCCCACGAUUCCGCCGCUUCAUAAUCGACGUACUUCCGUGGAAGAACAUGCACGAUGUGCGCGACAUUGUAGAUGCUAUGCACAAGACAUCCUUGGAAAUAUUCGAAUCGAAGAAGAAGGCGUUGUUGGAUGGGGACGAUGUCGUGGCAAGGCAGAUCGGGCAGGGUAAGGACAUCAUGAGCAUGCUACUAAGAGCCAAUAUGGAUGCCUCAGAGGAGGAUAGGCUUGAAGAUGAUGAACUUAUUGCGCAAGUAUCAGCUUUGACAUUCGCUGCGGUGGACACGACGUCGAGCGCACUAUCUCGUAUACUCCACUUACUAUCGCAGCAUCCAGACAUCCAAGAGAAAUUGCGUCGCGAGGUCACCGAGGUCCGCGCCGAAAGAGGAGACCUCCCUUACGAUGAACUGACAUCGCACCUCCCGUAUCUCGAUGCCGUUGUCAGAGAAACUCUUCGUCUUUACCCUCCCGUACCAUUCCUCCCCAGAACGACGCGCCGAGAUAUUGUCUUGCCUCUCUCUAAACCCUUGGAAGGUGUCAACGGAAAACUCAUCCACGAAAUACUGGUCCCGAAUAACACAAAUGUCAUGAUAUCGAUUAUUGGAGCCAACCGAAACCCAGACAUUUGGGGCCCUGACUCGCUUGAAUGGAUCCCGGAGAGAUGGCUUUCCCCUCUUCCCUCAUCUGUCUCUGAUGCACAUGUCCCAGGAAUCUAUUCUCAUCUGAUGACGUUUAUGGGGGGAGGACGAGCUUGCGUCGGCUUCAAGUUUUCGCAAAUUGAGAUAAAGAUCGUGCUGUCACUCUUGAUCGAGUCUUUCCGCUUCGCUCCUUCCAAGAAGGAGAUAUUCUGGCAAACGACCACCGUCGUUACUCCGACUGUGUUAGGCGAAGGCGGUAAAAUUCAACUUCCACUUCAAGUUACCAGGGUCGAUUUCAAGAAGGACUGA
Laccaria bicolor S238N-H82 is the source of this 1647-nucleotide messenger RNA. RefSeq lists its product as uncharacterized. NCBI's taxonomy places the organism in Eukaryota, Fungi, Basidiomycota, Agaricomycetes, Agaricales, Hydnangiaceae. The coding region runs from base 1 to 1647 and encodes 548 amino acids. The record is from RefSeq and is a predicted model, not a curated record. The transcript is spliced from 17 exons. Gene Ontology annotation, molecular function: heme binding; oxidoreductase activity, acting on paired donors, with incorporation or reduction of molecular oxygen; monooxygenase activity.